AUGAUGCUCUUCACAGAAAUGGUGGGCAUCUUCGGCCCUGGCCAUUGCUUCAACUUGUCUGAUAACAUCACUUUCUUCAGUGGGGUUUUUACAGACGUGGAAAGUGUGGCAUUGUUUUUCGACUGCCUGGGGUCUCACUUCACCUGGCUUCAGUCCAUAUUCACCAACUUCCCUGCACUGCUCAACUUCGUAAGCAAAAUGAAGUGUGUGACUGGCAUUUGCCCAAGAGAUUUUGAAGACUAUGGCUGUGCCUGCCGAUUUGAAAUGGAGGGUCUUCCUGCGGAUGAAGUAGAUGACUGCUGCUUCCAACACCGGAAGUGUUACGAAGAGGCCACUGAAGAGGAGUGUGUGUGGGACCCUGCCAAGAUCACCACGGAUGUCAGCUGCCUAACAAAAAACAUCACCUGCGACUCUGACGAUUCCUGCAAUCGUUUUCUCUGCAACUGUGACAAAGCGGCUAUUGAGUGUUUUCUGCAUUCCCGAAUUAAUUCUUCCUUGAACAGCCUGGAUGUCUCCUUCUGUCCUUCUCUGGUUACAGAAACAACUAGUGAGACAAGCCAGACCACAGUUCAUGCUGCAGAGCUUCAGCACCAGCAGACUGGAGAGGCACAGUUGGCCGAUAUGUCUGUGGCACGAGAUGCCCCUCUGGAGCCCAGUGACCUGUUGCUGAGAAACCUGGAAGAUCCAGUUUGUGAUCGCUUGACUUUUUUCCAACUGAGAGACAAUGGAAGAGUCCAGCGGGAGCUGCCACAUUUGGGCGAGAUGCUCUAUUGUUUAACUGACCGAUGCCCAGAGGAGUUUGAGUUAUAUGGCUGCUACUGUGGACAGGAAGGAAGAGGCCACCCAAAGGAUGCUCUGGACAGGUGCUGCUUUUCUCACCAUUGCUGUGUGGAGCAAGUUAAGAAGCUGGGAUGCCAUCCAGAAAGAAAUUCCAGAUCUGAAGUGGUGUGUUUUGAUCACACGCCAAAGUGUAUUGGCUGGACCAUGUGCGAAAAGCUCCUGUGUUCAUGCGACAAGGCCGCAGCGGAGUGCAUGGCUUCUGCCUCCUUCAACGACAGCCUGCGCACUCCCGACCGACGGGCGUGCCGAGAGGACAAGCUGUUCUGCCGCAGGGCAGGGCACGAAAAGCCCCCAAGCGGUGCUGGGAUCGGGGCCAGCGUCUCCAGCGAGGAAGAGAGCAGCAGUGAGGAGGCAGAGCCGACGACAGAGGUUUUGAGAAGAGGAAGGAGGGCCGCACGCCACGCACAGGGAAACUCCAAAGCGGCCCCCUUGCAAACCAGAUAA
Varanus komodoensis (Komodo dragon) is the source of this 1284-nucleotide messenger RNA. It is a transcript of the gene OC90, whose product is annotated as otoconin 90. NCBI's taxonomy places the organism in Eukaryota, Metazoa, Chordata, Lepidosauria, Squamata, Varanidae. Gene Ontology annotation, cellular component: extracellular matrix. The record is from RefSeq and is a predicted model, not a curated record. Gene Ontology annotation, molecular function: phospholipid binding; calcium ion binding. Gene Ontology annotation, biological process: phospholipid metabolic process; arachidonate secretion; lipid catabolic process. The transcript has 11 exons. Bases 1 to 1284 code for a protein of 427 amino acids.